Messenger RNA from Malania oleifera, 450 nucleotides. RefSeq lists its product as uncharacterized. The transcript is spliced from 2 exons. The record is from RefSeq and is a predicted model, not a curated record. NCBI's taxonomy places the organism in Eukaryota, Viridiplantae, Streptophyta, Magnoliopsida, Santalales, Ximeniaceae. Bases 1 to 450 code for a protein of 149 amino acids.
AUGUCGAAUGUUCUGCAACAUCAACAUCAGUCCAGGCCUUCUGCCUAUGAUAUAAUGCAGAACCUCAAAGAAAGGUUUGGGGAUCAAAAUCGUAUUGUUAGGCAGACUGCUAUGAAGGAACUUAUGAAUACUACUAUGAUAGGAGGGACCUUAGUAAGGGAUCAUGUUCUGAAGAUGAUUGGUUUUCUCAAUGAGCUAGAGAUCCUUGGAGAUGAAAUCGAUGGGGAAACCCAGCUCUCUUACUCAUUGGAAGAACUAGUUAAAGAGCUUCAAGUAGCUGAGGGCCUCAUCAGGAAGCCAACUGUUGCUUUUGUGACCGAGAAAGGUUCUUCUUCCAGGCCGAAAGGCCGAAAGAAGCAGACAAAAGUUAAGAAACCACAGGGAGCUCCUCCAGUAGUACGUGGGCCACAGGAGGGAGUGAAAAAACUUAAGGGCAAGUGUUUUCACUAG